Molecule: messenger RNA, 2596 nt
Organism: Mercurialis annua (annual mercury)
Lineage: Eukaryota; Viridiplantae; Streptophyta; Magnoliopsida; Malpighiales; Euphorbiaceae
Exons: 2
Coding region: 1-2499 (832 amino acids)
Molecular function (GO): protein binding
Source: RefSeq, a predicted model, not a curated record
AUGGAAAAAGGAAAGCAUGUACAAGAUGAUGAAGGUAGCAUUUGUUUGCAGGUCGUUGAGCUUCGAAGGCUCAGCGAAACAUGUGGUUCCAAUGCUACUAUUUUUGAACCUCGGAGUAGUAUUGAGAAGAGGGACAGUAGUGCAACUUCUGGUUCUCCAACAGCAUCGGGAAUUCGUGCUCCAGAGCAGAAACUAACUCUGUUCGCUCUUCGCCUUGCUAUUUUCGAGAAGGCGGCUACUGGCUUGGGAACUCUCGGGUUUAUCUGGGCUACAGUAGUUCUUCUGGGUGGAUUUGCAAUCACUUUAGACCCAACAGACUUCUGGUUCAUUACAAUCAUAUUGUUAAUUGAAGGGACUCGAAUAUUCAGCAGGAGCCAUGAGCUUGAAUGGCAACAUCAAGCUACCUGGUCCAUUGCUGAUGCUGGAAUCAACAGUUUCCGAGCAUUGAGAACUAGUUCACACUUUGCUAUAGAAGCUAUAAAAUCAAUUUUCAAGUCGAUAGGUUUGGUCAGAGAUCAUAGUCGAAAUUGCAGAGAUUUGACUGGAGCUUGUCUUUCAGCCAAAACUGAGGAUCGAGUUUGCCAUAGGAAAAUGACUCGGACAUGGACAAGCUCAGAUGUUCCUAUCCUACCAUACGCUCAAUGGGUUUUUCUUUCAAGAAAUGUGAGUAAGCUUCUGUAUUGGCUUCAGCUUGCAUCAGCCACUGCCUGUGUAGCUCUAUCAUUGAUGAAGCUCGUCAAACAUAACUAUGGUGAGGUAGAAAAAGGAGAUACUGACAAGCGAAACAGACAAGCUGCUUUGAAUAUUUUCUACGCCUUGGCUUUAGCAGAAGCUCUGUUAUUCCUGAUGGAGAAGGCUUACUGGGAAUGGAAGGUAAUCUACCGUAAAUUAUUGGAAAAUGUAAAUAGAGAAUGUGAACUCGGGCCUUCUGGUAUGAUAUCAAUCAAAAGAUUCUUUUACGACGCCUAUUCUAGAUGCGUUAAUGGAAGCAUCUUUGAUGGACUGAAAAUGGACUUGGUCACCUUCGCCAUGGAUCUCUUGGCUUCAAAUUCCCCUGAUGAGCAGCUCAUCGGAAUUCAAAUUCUUCGGCAAUUUGCAAUGAGUGAGAAGUUUUCUGAUGACACUCUCCAGAAAAUUGGGACAAAUAUGUCUGUUAUAGAAAGAUUGGUUGAAAUGUUGAACUGGAAAGACCUGCAAGAAGAAGUAACCAGGCGGUCAGCUGCAGAAAUCCUAUCAGAGCUUGCCGGGAAAAAACAGAACUCCCUACGCGUUGCUGGAAUUCCAGGCGCAAUGGAAUCAAUUUCAUCUCUGCUUCAAAUCAACAGAAGCUCUAGUGCCACAGCAGAUGAAAUUGGUGAAAAGCAGCUCAUUGCUGAUCACGUACAUUACGGUUUCUGGACGUUUAAUCAUUUAGGACUGCUUAUCCUGAAAAAGCUAGCACGCGACCAUGAUAAUUGCGGAAAAAUCGGCAACACAAGAGGCCUCUUACCCAAAAUCAUUGAUUUGACACACGCCGGAGAGAGAAUGCUGAAAGAUGAGAAUGUAGCACAUUCUCAAAUUUUAACCGUAAAAAGAUCUCUGCAAGUGGUGAAGAUGCUGGCAAGCACAACAGGCGCCACCGGUAGUCAUCUCCGCCGAGAGAUUUCAGAGAUAGUUUUCACUAUAAGCAACAUCAGAGACAUCUUACGACACGGAGAGAAACAUCCAAUACUGCAAAGACUCGGCAUCGAAAUACUAACCAAUCUAGCACUGGAAGCCGAUGCGACUGAGAGAAUUGGAGGCACAGGUGGCAUUCUCAACGAGCUAUUCAACAUUUUCUUUUGUCACGGAGCAGCAGGAAGCUCAAAUCCUGUAAGAACCGCAGCAGGAGAAACCCUAGCAAUGCUAACCUUAGAAAGCAAAAGCAAUUGCCACCGAAUUCUAAAACUAAAAGUGAUUCAGAAGCUGGUUCAAUCACUCGAAGACACAUUACUUCGCGUAAAUGCCGCGAGAAUCCUCCGAAACCUAUGCGCAUACAGCGGUCAUGACUGCUUCAACCGAUUAAAAGAAGUGACUACAUCAGUACCUACAGUGCUGAGGGCAAUUAGGUCAUCGGAGAACAAACUGCAAGAAGUAAUGAUCGGACUAGCAGCGGAAGUUUUCAAGUUCAUGAGUCCUGAAGAAGCAACCCUAAUGUUCGACAAGGCGGAAAUGAAGGAGGCGGAAUUAGCUAGCACCAUAAUGCAGAUCCUCAGAAAAUAUGAAAAACCGUCAACUAGGGUUCCGAGAAUUCGCCGAUUUGCGAUAGAGUUGGCGAUAUGGAUGAUGCGAGCAAAUAAAGAAAAUGUGAUUAUUCUACGAGAUUUAGGGCUGGAGAAAGAGGCGGAGCAUGUUUUAGAAACCACGGCGGAACUUGAGAGCUUCAACAUUUUCUCCGGUACAGUUGGGCUGAGCCGCCACAGCACGACUAUUCAUACACUGGUUGAAACCGCAUUGAAUUUGCUAGCCGAGACUCCUUGAUCGUCACGAAAGUGUGAUCAUGCGGGCUUGUACAUAUGAACAUAUUAAUUAUUGUUAAAUUUUUUAAUUAAGAAAAUGAGUGGAUUAAAUUAUUAAA